Molecule: messenger RNA, 3866 nt
Organism: Mus caroli (Ryukyu mouse)
Lineage: Eukaryota; Metazoa; Chordata; Mammalia; Rodentia; Muridae
Source: RefSeq, a predicted model, not a curated record
CACACAGAGAGAAAGAGACAGAAACCGAGGAGCAGCAGCCUAGAGCCCUGGCUGUGGGGGGUGGGGGCUGACUCACUUGGCCCCCUCCCUGGUGCCGAUGGGGCAGCCCCCACACCCCUGGGCGCUGGCACCGAGUCAGGCCCCACAGUUGGGAAGAAGGGAGAUGCAGCUCUGCUGUGCCUGACCCGAGUCCGCUGAGGAUGCACCCCGAGCUCAGGGACCGGUUGGUCCUCGGGCCGACAGGCGAUGUGUAGGCAGCGACCCCCCACAGCAGGCUCACUCCGGCGGCCGCCUGCUGGGGCCACCCUGGCCGCGGGCCCGCCGGGACACCACUGUUCACCGCGCCCCUCCCCGGGCCGAGCUCGUCCCCGGAGCCUCGCAGUAUUUCCUUCCUGCACCUUUAAGAAGACCGUUGCUCCGUGGUGGGAUGGUGUGUUAAAGCCACACAGAGGAAGUUACGCAGCCCGGAUCAGACCGGGAGAUAAAAGCCCCGAUGGUGACCGUGAGUGAUGGCAAGAGGAUUUAGCCUCGGCAUUAACUUGGAGCGGAGUGCAGGGGGGCGGUGAGGCGCCCCGCCAUCUGGCCGGCGCCGCGCCAGGGGGAUGUUCAGGCGCCUGGACCAGCAGCGGCGAAGCCCACCCAGGCCGGGGGCUGAGUGGGGCGCGCGUGCAGGUUCUCCCCUGGCUGCCCAGGGGGCCCCAAAAGUUUGCACUUGUUAACAGCGACCUCCCGAUCGGCCCGGGAGGGCCAUGCAAGCGGCGCGGUUGGCCCACUUCCCUGGCCCGCGUCUCCGGGACGGCUGCGGGCGGGCCCCCCGGCGGCCCGAGGGUUCCCCAGCCCAGAUCUGACGGUGGCCACCGCAGCGGCAGCGCGGGGCAGGAGUCUCCAGCUCUCAACCCUGCGGCCCGUGCGCCCACCCAGCACCCGCCAGAGGGUGGCGGUCUCCGGCCUCUCGGGGCUCGCUCCGGGAAGCUGCUCCGAGCCCCGGUGCUGCUGCUAAUGAACACAUUCUCUCUCUUUUCUCUUCACAAUGAAAGUCAAGCCUGAGGUACCUGGAUGAAGUGAGAGUUGAAGUCUCCGGAAUUUCACAAUAAGUGGCCUAUGGCUAUGAGCCAAGGUCAGCUGGCCCCCGUGCCUUGGCCCCACACCAGAGCAGAGGCGAAUCCAGUUAACACCUCAGUGGCUUUUUGUAUAGUCCAUUCACAGGGUCGUUGUCACUUUCAGCCCAUAUGAAAAGAAAUCUUUUUAUUGGUCUGAGAGACCAAGUCCAGUCCCAAAGAGGGGACUGGUUUCCAUCUAACACGCACACCUCCUGAUUCCGUGUUAUCUUCACCGUGCAGGCUGGUAUGCGGUUGUGUGCAGCACGUCGCACAUUAAGGGCCCUUUAAAGACCUGGAUUGAUUGGAAGGACAAAAAUUAAAAGCAAUCUGAUCCAGCCCCAUGCCGGAUCCCUGCGGAUUUCCUCCUUAUCCCAUUUCCAUCCACUGUCACAAUUUGAGAGUCUGCCCGAUUUGAUCAGCUUCACCUCCAGGGGAGGUGUAACACCAAGGUUAGGAGGACACCGAGUUACAGGCAACUUUUUGAUCUGCCCAUCAGCAGCCUGAGAAACGCUGGCUCUGGAUUUUCUGUAUCAGCCAUUUGGAAAACACAAGCUCCCACUAUUGGCAGACCUGCAGUGUUUAAGUCAACGGUACACCCCAGACACCACCGCCUGGCAGAUGUGACAUUUCCAUGCUGAGGUCCCAAGUGCCCCCUGACCCCACCACCACCUCUCCAGUGCAGCUCUGGGCCCCACCCAUUUGGACUGCGCAGCCAUGCUGCGCCUGCUGGCUCUCUUCCUGCACUGCCUCCCGCUGGUCUCUGGGGACUACGACAUCUGCAAAUCCUGGGUGACCACAGAUGAGGGCCCCACUUGGGAAUUCUACGCCUGCCAGCCCAAGGUGAUGCGCCUGAAGGAUUAUGUCAAGGUCAAAGUGGAGCCUUCAGGCAUCACAUGCGGAGACCCCCCUGAAAGGUUCUGUUCCCAUGAGAACCCCUACCUGUGCAGUAACGAGUGUGAUGCCUCCAAUCCCGACCUGGCCCACCCGCCCCGGCUUAUGUUUGACAGGGAAGAUGAGGGACUGGCCACCUACUGGCAAAGCGUCACGUGGAGUCGCUACCCCAGUCCACUGGAGGCCAACAUCACCCUCUCAUGGAACAAGAGCGUGGAGUUGACAGACGACGUGGUGAUGACUUUUGAGUAUGGCCGGCCCACGGUCAUGGUCCUCGAGAAGUCCCUGGACAAUGGCCGCACCUGGCAGCCAUACCAGUUCUAUGCAGAGGACUGCAUGGAGGCCUUCGGCAUGUCUGCCCGCCGUGCCCGAGACAUGUCACCCUCCAGCGCCCACCGGGUGCUCUGCACCGAGGAGUACUCACGCUGGGCAGGGUCCAAGAAAGAGAAGCAUGUGCGCUUUGAGGUAAGGGACCGCUUUGCCAUCUUUGCCGGCCCUGACCUGCGUAACAUGGACAACCUGUACACGAGGAUGGAGAGCGCCAAGGGCCUCAAGGAGUUCUUCACCUUCACUGACCUGCGCAUGCGCCUGCUGCGUCCUGCGCUGGGUGGCACCUACGUGCAGCGAGAGAACCUGUACAAGUACUUCUAUGCCAUCUCCAAUAUCGAAGUCAUUGGCAGGUGUAAGUGCAACCUGCAUGCCAACCUGUGCACAGUGCGCGAGGGCAGCCUGCAGUGUGAGUGUGAACACAACACCACGGGCCCCGACUGUGGCAAGUGCAAGAAGAACUUCCGCACACGCGCCUGGCGAGCUGGCUCCUACCUGCCGCUGCCCCACGGCUCUCCCAAUGCCUGUGCGGCCGCGGGCUCCGCCUUUGGCAGUCAGACCAAGCCACCUACUAUGACCCCCCUUGGGGACAGCUCCUUCUGGCCCCAGGUGUCCUCCAGUGCAGAAGCUGUAGCUAUCUCUGUCGCUGUCCCUUCCCAAGCCAAGGACUCUACGCUUUUCCAGCUCAAGCCCAGAUCUCCUCAGGUGAUACCCAUUGAAGAAUUUCAAGACUGCGAGUGCUAUGGCCACUCCAACCGUUGCAGCUACAUUGACUUCCUGAACGUGGUGACCUGCGUCAGCUGCAAACACAACACUCGAGGCCAGCACUGUCAGCACUGCCGCCUGGGCUACUAUCGCAAUGGCUCCGCAGAGCUGGAUGACGAGAAUGUCUGCAUUGAAUGUAACUGUAACCAGAUCGGCUCUGUGCAUGAUCGAUGCAAUGAGACAGGCUUCUGCGAGUGCAGGGAGGGCGCGGUGGGGCCCAAGUGCGACGACUGCCUUCCCACACACUACUGGCGCCAAGGAUGCUAUCCCAAUGUGUGCGACGAUGACCAGUUGCUCUGCCAGAACGGCGGCACCUGCCAGCAGAACCAACGCUGCGCCUGCCCGCCCGGCUACACCGGCAUUCGCUGUGAGCAGCCCCGCUGUGACCUCGCGGACGACGCUGGCCCGGACUGUGACCGCGCGCCAGGCAUCGUCCCGCGCCCCGACACCCUGCUCGGAUGCCUGCUGCUGCUCGGGCUGGCCGCCCGUCUGGCCUGCUGAGCCCGUUCUAAAGGUCCAGGGGUCCUUGGCCCGGCGGCGACACGGGUGCGGCCGAGCUGCUCCCAGGUGCUACUCGCAGAGUCCUCCCGCCCUCCCUGCUCUGCCCGCGCUCACCAGCCCCGCCCGGCACUGCCCUCGCCGGCCACAGGGGGGCGCUGUGGAGCCCUGGCCCGGCGGACUUCGAAUUUCAGUUUUUUAUGACCUAAUGGCUCUAUCGUUUUUUCCAUUUUCCCAUGUUUCUUUCUUUGCUCUCUUCUUCAUGUUCUUCUUGUUGUCCUUGUU